Molecule: messenger RNA, 1101 nt
Organism: Phoenix dactylifera (date palm)
Lineage: Eukaryota; Viridiplantae; Streptophyta; Magnoliopsida; Arecales; Arecaceae
Biological process (GO): regulation of lipid metabolic process
Cellular component (GO): mitochondrion
Source: RefSeq, a predicted model, not a curated record
GGCUCUUCGGUGCUGGGUCCUGUCCGGAGCCGCUGCCGUCUGCCUUCUAUUUUAUUUUUUGGGCUCCCGGUCUUCUUCCGCUUCUUCCCUCGCGCAUCGCGCUCGCCCGAUCCAAAUGCUCUCCAGAGUAACUCUCUAGGCCGCGCUCACCUCCUCCCUCCCCAUCUACUCUCCUCUUCGCCAAUAGAGUAAAGAAGGGGGGAGAGAGAGAGAGAGAGAGAGAGAGAGAGUAGAGAUCGAAUCGCGACCGCAAGAAGUUGAGGAUGAUCCUGCCGGUGGUGAAGCUGGGAACGCUGGCCUUGAAGACGCUCUGCAAGCCCAUCGCCAACCGUCUCAAGAAAGAGGCUGGCAUCCACCCUAAGUUCCGCCAGUUCAUCAUUAACUUUGCUCAGGCCAACCAUCGUGUCACCACAAACAUACAAAGACGCAUUUAUGGUCAUUCAACUGAUGUUGCCAUCCGGCCUUUGAAUGAGGAGAAAGCUGUUCAAGCUGCUGCUGACCUUAUUGGGGAACUCUUUGUCUUUUCGGUGGCUGGAGCUGCUUUAAUCUUUGAGGUGCAAAGAAGUGCAAGGUCGGAAGCUAGAAAGGAGGAAAUUCGCAAGCAGGAGAUUGAGGAACUGAAACAAAGAGAGGAGGAUCUAGCAAGAGAACUAGAGUUACUCAAGCAGAAGCUCAGUGAAAUAGAGCAACUUGCCAAGGGACGAGGCCUUUCAGGCAUUCUCAACUUCAGGCAUGGCCAUGCACUGGAAGAGAGCAAGUCAGCGGGAUCUGCUUGAUUAGUUUGAACAAGUUCAAGUUGGAUGAACUUAAACAGCCUGAGCACAAUGCUGUGUUGUUGGCUGUUAUUGAGUACUCAAUUCUUCUGUUCAGAGUUGGGUAUAUUUUUUCCACUAACCCUGUCGUUAUGGUUCUUUACACCAAUUUCCUUUUUGUUUGUAACUAUUGCUGAUUCAUUGACAAGUGCUGAUGCAUAUCUUUUACCCUUGUUGCCUCAUUGGUGACUACAGCAAUGUAAGAGGCGUUAAGCUUCAACUCAUAAAUCAAGAAUAAUCAAUAAAUAAAUAUGAAGGGAUAGGGAGUUGUAGAAGGAAUUUGUCAUAA